CCGCGCCGCCCGCACCCAUGCCGGCCCCGGCCGCGCUCCUCAGCCUCGCCGCCGCGCUGGCGCUGGCCGCGGGCGCAGGGACCGAGCGGACAGAGCCCACUCCACCGUACCCCAGCAGCGACAUCGUUCAUCCCAUCAAGGUGGACGAGAGCGGCUCAUUCCUGUCCUAUGACCUGUCCCACCGAGCCCUCCACAGAAGGUCCCCUUCCUCCAGGAGCAAGUUUCUUGCCUUCUACAAACUGCAUUACAAAGGACAACCCCUGAAAUUCAACCUGAGCCUCAACAACCACCUCCUGGCGCCCGGGUUCGUCACCGAGAGGCGAUUCGGGGGCAUCGCCAGUGCCAAAAUCCAGUCUCACACCUACAACUCCUGCCAUAUGAUCGGGGAGGUUCGGAGCUGGGCGCUGCAGGGAGGUCCGGCCGCGCUCAGCACCUGCGAUGGCCUGAAAGGCGUGUUCCGGCUCAUGGAUGAGGACUACUUCAUCGAACCAGUGCCCAGCACCUUUUGGGAGGAUGGAGCAGCACAGCCCCACAGGAUAUACAAGCGCCAGGCACCCGAGCUGGGGGCAGAGCCAGGCAGGAGGCCACCAGCUCCACGGGAGACCUGUGGUGUGCAAGAAUCCCAGGAAAGCCUGGGAAAGGUCUGAGAAGCGAAGAGAAGAUGGGAACAGAAGCAGCACAGGAGGAGAAGAAUAAAGCAGCGCUCCAUCAGCAAGGAGAAGUGGGUGGAAACGCUGGUGGUGGCGGACACCAAGAUGAUAGAAUACCACGGGAGCGAGAACAUCGAGAAGUACGUGCUGACCGUGAUGAACAUGGUGGCGGGUCUGUUCCACCACGCCAGCAUUGGGAACCCCAUCAACAUUGCCAUAGUGCGACUCAUCCUGCUGGAGGACGAAGAGGAGGAUCUGAAGAUCUCCCACCACGCAGACAACACCUUGAAAAGCUUUUGCAAAUGGCAGAAGAGCAUCAACGUCAAAGGAGAUUCCCAUCCGCUGCAUCACGACGUCGCCGUCCUGCUCACAAGGAAGGACAUCUGCGCAGCGAUGAACAGGCCCUGCGAGACCCUGGGGCUGUCCCACGUGGCGGGGAUGUGCCAGCCCCACAGGAGCUGCAACAUCAACGAGGACACGGGGCUGCCGCUGGCCUUCACUGUGGCGCAUGAGCUCGGACACAGUUUUGGGAUUCAGCAUGAUGGAAGCAGCAAUGACUGUGAGCCAGUUGGGAAAAGACCUUUCAUCAUGUCUCCACAGCUCCUGUAUGACACGUCCCCACUCACCUGGUCCCGCUGCAGCCGGGAGUACAUCACACGAUUCCUUGACCGGGGCUGGGGGCUGUGCCUGGAUGACCCCCCGGCCCGUGAGGUGCUGGACUACCCCUUGGUACCCCCGGGUGUCCUCUAUGACGUGGGCCACCAGUGCCGGCUGCAGUACGGCGCCUACUCCACCUUCUGCGACGACAUGGACAGCGUCUGCAACACGCUGUGGUGCACAGUGGGGAACACGUGCCACUCCAAGCUGGACGCUGCUGUUGAUGGCACGGCGUGCGGGGAGAACAAGUGGUGCUUCAACGGCGAGUGCGUGCCCGUGGGUUUCCGUCCCGAUGCCAUCAACGGUGGCUGGAGCUCCUGGAGCUCCUGGGCUGCCUGUUCCCGGAGCUGCGGCGCGGGCGUGCAGAGCGCAGAGAGGCAGUGCAGCAGCCCCACGCCGAAGUACGGGGGCAGGUACUGCCUGGGGGAGCGGAAGCGGUUCCGGAUCUGCAACGUGCGGCUGUGUCCCCCCGACAAGCCCUCCUUCCGCCAGGUCCAGUGCAGCCAGUUCAACCCCAUGCUCUACAAAGGGAAGUUCUACAAGUGGACACCGGUGCCCAACAACAUGAACCCCUGCGAGCUGCACUGCCGCCCGGAGCACGAGUACUUUGCGGAGAAGCUGCGGGAUGCGGUCAUCGAUGGGACACCGUGCUACGAGAUGAACGCCAGCCGCGACCUCUGCAUCAACGGCAUCUGCAAGAACGUGGGCUGCGACUACGAGAUCGACUCCAACGCGGUGGAGGACCGGUGCGGCGUGUGCCACGGGGACGGCUCCACGUGCCACACCGUCCACAAGACCUUCGAGGACAGCGAGGGGCUGGGUUAUGUCGAUAUUGGGAUUAUCCCUGUGGGAGCCCGGGAGAUCCGGAUUGAAGAGGUCGCAGAAGCUGGGAAUUUUCUGGCGCUGCGGAGCGAGGACCCGGAGAAGUAUUUCCUGAAUGGAGGCUGGACCAUCCAGUGGAACGGGGACUACAGGGUGGCAGGAACCACCUUCACCUACAAGAGGACAGGGAACUGGGAGAACCUGACCUCGCCGGGGCCCACUGUGGAGCCUGUGUGGAUCCAGCUGCUGUUCCAGGAGACCAACCCGGGUGUGCGGUACCAGUACACGAUCCAGCGCCCCGCCGACAGCGAGAACGACAUCGAGCAGCCCGAGUUCCUCUGGCGCUUUGGCUCCUGGACCACGUGCACCGCCACGUGUGGCACUGGGGUGCAGCGGCAGGUCGUGCACUGCGUGGAGAAGCUGUCGGGCAUCGUGGAGGAGCGGCACUGCGACGCGCUCACCCGCCCCGACGACCAGCAGCGCACGUGCAGCGAGGAGCCCUGCCCGGCCAGGUGGUGGGUCGGUGAGUGGCAGAAAUGCUCCGUCACCUGCGGGCACACGGGGCUGAUGAAGAGGACGGUGCUGUGCAUCCAGAGCGUGGGGCUGGACGAGCAGAGGGCCCUGCAGCACGCGGACUGCCAGCACCUCGCCAAGCCGGACGCCACCGCGCCCUGUCACCGGGAUGUCCCCUGUCCCUCCCAGUGGGCCGUGGGGAACUGGUCCGAGUGCUCUGCCACGUGUGGCAAUGGGACCCAGAGGCGCCCUGUUUACUGCAGCAACAGCACUGGAGCCGCCUGUGACCCUGCAGAAAGACCCAGCUCGGAAACUGUUUGCUCCUUGCCACAGUGCUGGAAGAAAUUGGACAGUGCCAACACGGACUGGUCUGGCAGCGGGUCCUCCAGCAGGGAGAUAUUUAAUGAAAUCCAUUACAUUCCCAGCAGCCACAUUCCUAAAUUUAACCCCUUAAUUCCAAAUAUUCCAGAGUCCAAUGAUGUCAAUAUCAUCACUGAGGAGGACUUCUCAGCCAGAAAGGGAAACGUCUUUGUUGAUGAUUUUUACUAUGAUUAUAAUUUUAUCAACUUCCAUGAGGAUCUGUCUUACUAUCCCUUCACAGAGAAAGAGACCAAAGGUGAGGAGCCUAAGCCAGGGCUGAGCACCAACGAUGUGGAGGGGCCCCGUGAGCUGCCAGCUGAUGUCCUGCACACCACUGUCCUGGGCAGAGCAGCAAGUGAGGACCAUCUGACGUCCAACGAAGCAAACACUUCUGCUCCUGUGCAUGGUGAAGGAGAGACGGAGCCUGAGGGAUUCGAUGUGAAUGACCUCCUGAGCAUGGUCCCUGAGGAUGCGGAAACUGCUGUUCCCAGAUAUACCAUCCCUGACUUUGUGGGUGAGGAGGAGGAUGUAAUGCUUGUGCCCCGCUCUGAGGAGCACCCACCCACCCAGAGCACCACGAGUCAUAGCCAUGACCACCCGCUCGUGGAUGAACCCUGGGGAGCCGUGCCAACAAGGACCAGUGCUGGGCAGGAUGCUCCAGCCCAUGGCCUCGCUGCCCAGGCUCCCUCCCCAGCUGAUCCCUCCCCACCACUGCCCCCUGGCAGGAGCAGCGCUGGCACAGGCACGUCUGACAGCCGUGGGGAGCCGGGGAGCCGUGGUGAGGGGCCUGUGAGCAGCGAGGGGACGGGUGACACCAGCAGUGAGGAGCACCACGUGGCUGGUUCUGCGGGGAGAGCCCAUGGAGGUGCAAGGGAAAUGGAUCUUGUCAUCACCGGUGAUGCUGAUGGUGCUGCCCCCGAGACCACGGAGCAGGAAGGGUGGGAAGAAAUGCCGAAGGGGACAGCGGGCACACGCACCAUGCCAGCAGCCGAUGAGCAAUCCCGUGGGACAGAGAGGGCAGAUCUUUCCUUCCCCACUCCUCAGGGACCACGGUGGGAGAUGGAGAUGGGAAGGAGUGCUGGCAGCACCCAUCUCCCUGCAAGUUCCUACCCUGUGGGUGCUGAUGGUGGCUCCGCAGGGCAGGCAGAGCUCCACACCCCUGCCUCCCUGACCUUGCCCCCCUUGGUGGCCACUACAGCCUCUCCAGCAGCAGUGUCCUUGUCCCCUGCCAUGCCCGGACCAGCCACCCAGCUCACCUCCAGCGGCCUCACCCAGCAAGGUGUCUCAGCACCAGCUGUGCCCACGGCUCCAGCUCACAGCCCUCCUGUGCACCCAGCAGGAGCAUCGCCCUCUGAGUCCCCCCCGGCAUGGUGGACCAUGGGGGUGUCCCACCACCCGGAGCUGGGAUCGCUCCAUGAAGAGCAGAGCUCCCACGGGGCCCCACUCAGCAGCACCGUGCCAGGAGAGCGCUCACCAUGGGCAACCUCAGGGACAUUUGCUUUCCACGAUGGGGAGCAUGAGUUAUCCCAGCCCACCCCUGUCCCGCCACCGCCCUGGGGGGAGGAAAAGAUGGAGAAGGAGGAGGCUUUGCUUCCACCAUUGACCACCAUGGGAGCCACUGCGAUGCCCAGCUGGGAGGUCGGGAACUGGAGCGAGUGCUCAGUUACGUGCGGUGUGGGUGCGAUCUGGAGGACCGUGCGCUGCAGCACCGGCAGUGACGCCGCCUGCGCCGCUGCCAACAGGCCCGUCCCUGCUCGGAGGUGUUCCCUGAGACCCUGCUCGUCCUGGCGUGUGGGGAACUGGAGUAAGUGCUCCAGGAGCUGUGGUGGAGGCACGAAGGUUCGGGACGUGCAUUGCAUUGACACCAGAGACCAGAGGCUGCUUCGGCCCUUCCACUGCCAGGCUGCCCUCUACAAGCCACCCGCUCAGCUCCCUUGCCAGAGCUCGCCGUGCCUGGACUGGUACAUGUCCUCCUGGAGAGAGUGCUCGGAGGCGUGCGGCGGUGGGGAGCAGGAGCGGCUGGUGACGUGCCCGGAGCCGGGGCGCUGCGAGGAGACGUUACGGCCCAACAGCACCCGGCCCUGCAACACGCAGCCCUGCACCACCUGGGUGGUGGGCUCCUGGGGAGAGUGCACAGCUCCCUGCGGUGGGGGCAUCCAGCGGCGCCAGGUCAAGUGCAUGAACACCAAGACAGGGCUGGCCGAGGAGGACAGCAGCCUCUGCGACCACGAGCCCUGGCCUGAGAGCACCCAGAAGUGCAACCCGCAGGACUGUGAGAGCUCCGAGCCAGGCCUCGCCUGCGAGCGCGAUCGCUUGACGUUCGGCUUCUGCCAGACCCUGCGGCUCCUGGGCCGGUGCCACCUCCCGACGGUCCAUCUCCAGUGCUGCCGAAGCUGCCGCCAGCACGGGCCCCGGGACCGCGGGGACGAGCGGGCCUCCCGCAGGUGACAGCACCGUCCCCACGGACCAGGAGCGCCCGGACUCGUGGCGGCUCCCGGGGCAGCGGAGGAGGGAGCUGGGUCACACCAGGACUCACGGCUCUGCCGGUCGGUGCUCUUCCAACCCGGGAAAGGCUCGAUGCUUGUAUCUGUGCUACACUAACGGUGCUCAACCAUCCGUCUGACAGUAAGGUCUGGCAUGGGCGGGUGUGCGGGUCCCACUGGUCCCACGGGAGGUGCCGGGGCAGCCGGGACCCUCCGCUGGGGUCAAGCUGCUGCUGGGUGACCAGCGGGAAACGCAUUGGGGAUGGGAAACUGAAAGCAGCAAUAGUUGUGGGAGACCUCUCAGCAAUGCUCAUGGUGCUAUCAUUCGACACUCUCAGCCUCUCGAUGGUGUUGGCAGGCCAGCACGAAACCCUUGACUUCUAUUGUUAUUUUUAUACGUCUGAAGGAGCACCCAGCGCUCCAGCAGCACGGCGGCCGCGUGGGUUAGAGUACUGCCUUUAUUCCUUAAGGGACUUGAAGCUGACAACCCAUUUCUGUAACUUGCAUUAAAAUGUUUAUGCACUGAAGCUAAACAGCCGUAAUUUAAGAUGUGGCGACAGAGCAGAGGAAUAAACCAUCAGCUUCAGUUAUCCCCAUGAGGCCAGAGCUCGUGGUAUGUGCAGAGGCUCCAUCCCCUCAUCUCCCCACUGCUGGCUUUCUCUGCUGAAGCCAUUGCCUGUAUCCUUGCCUGGGCAUGGUCAGGGACACCAGGGCACGAGUGAGAUGACAGUUGGGUUUGGAGUCCCACAGUGGGUGUGGUUGUGGAGGAGGGGAACGCUGCUCUGCCCCUGUGGUGAGCAGCAGAGCACCCACAUGCCUGGAUUUCUGUAUGCAGUUACGGCGUAGCAGUUUAAUGGUUGGUCAAGGUGUUUUUCUGUGUUCUUACAAGCUAAACCCCUUUUUCCUGCUUAUAUAGAUUCACCUCUGUUAAGGUUAGCUGAUUCUUUUAACUAGAUUAUCCAAUAUUGUAUGUGGAAUGGCAUUCGUCCAGCACAGCUCUUACCGGGAGUGCUGUGUGUUAAGCCCUCCCUGUCUUGGGGAGGAUUUGCUCUUGGGUUGGUCCCCAGUGGAGGGUCAGGAGCAUUUAGGUAGGAAUUCCUUUCCGUAUUACUCUUCAGGUUAUGAGAAUGGCCAAAACUGGGAGUCCCUGAGGGGAAUCCUGGUUGUAUUGAAGGCCGGAGCCCAGCAUCGGGCCCGCAGCUCAGGGUGCGUUUCUUUGCUGGUGCUGCCAGGAACAACAUUCAGUCCCAGAACGGGAAAUUCCUGUGUGUAGUUUGUAUGUAAAACACAAGCCAUGCCUUCACCAUUUGUGUUUUAUUCCUUUCCAACGUGGUGUAAAUUUGUACAUUUCAAGAGCCCGUGUUCAGUCGUUUUCCUUCGCACUAGCUCCAUCCGUCCCAUGCUUGUGUCACACUCCCAGGUCGUGCGAAGGGACAGCCACUAACUGUGUGGGGGUUAAUGGCUGUAGCUCACGGGUGUGUUAAAUUAAACAGUUACUGAAGGAAA
This is a messenger RNA of Strigops habroptila (Kakapo), 6991 nucleotides long. It is a transcript of the gene ADAMTS7, whose product is annotated as ADAM metallopeptidase with thrombospondin type 1 motif 7. Gene Ontology annotation, molecular function: metalloendopeptidase activity. NCBI's taxonomy places the organism in Eukaryota, Metazoa, Chordata, Aves, Psittaciformes, Psittacidae. The record is from RefSeq and is a predicted model, not a curated record. The transcript is spliced from 24 exons. Gene Ontology annotation, cellular component: extracellular matrix. Gene Ontology annotation, biological process: proteolysis; extracellular matrix organization.